Messenger RNA from Zerene cesonia (dogface butterfly), 3273 nucleotides. RefSeq lists its product as uncharacterized. Bases 1 to 3273 code for a protein of 1090 amino acids. Lineage: Eukaryota; Metazoa; Arthropoda; Insecta; Lepidoptera; Pieridae. The transcript is spliced from 24 exons. Gene Ontology annotation, molecular function: protein binding. The record is from RefSeq and is a predicted model, not a curated record.
AUGAAAAAAGGUGUUAGUCUAGAAAAGAUAAAUGGCACUGAAGUAAUUUCAAAUGCGAAUAGCAAGACUUCUAGACGUAAUCUGUCCAACACGAGUAGCACAGAUGAUGCAACUCAUCAAAAAAUGCCGACAUUCCCUUUUAAGCCGACCCCUAGUGGAAAUUUAAAAGUUCAAUCCAAUCAGGUAGUAUUUCAGUCUUCAACAGUAGGAGUUUUAUUAGCGGAUCCAACACAGGCAAAGGUGAAAGUUAAAUUUGAGGGUAAGACUACUGAAGAACUAGAUGAUGAAUUAAACAAUUUACUAUCUGGUAAUCACGAUAUGAACGAUGAACCUAAUCUCCAAUUACAAUAUGGUCCCAAAAAAAGUCCUAAUACGCAACUCCACGUAAAAAAUGUACUAGAAAGAAAUAUCAAUGAUAAGUCGCGUACUGAAACAAAAAACAAAGAAUUGAUCAGUAUGGGAUACGGGCAGGUGGAAGCCAUAGACUGGACGCAUGUGCAAUUGCCAAAGAAACAAGAAUUAUUUCAAGAAUUCUAUCGCAGAGUGCAUAACUUCAUUAAUACAGAUUGCAUUGUACACAUUGGUCGUGAGGAAUUCCAUUGUCAUUAUAUGGUACUACAGAUAUAUUCGUCAUUCUUCAACACAAACACUCAAAGGGAAAUAGAAUUACCCAUUAGUAAUGUUAAACCAGAUGCCUUUCACACUAUAUACGAAUGGAUGAUAUUUAGCGGGUCAGAAAGCAAUAAGUUGUUGAAAAGAGAUAAUGUUUUAGAUCUGUAUUCUGCUGCUCAGUAUUUAGCAAUAAAAGAUUUAGAAGACCAAUGUUGGUCGUUUAUGGAAAACGAGACUAUUUUUAAUGAAGAUGCGGCUUUUGUUUUAUAUAGAAAAGCAAGGAUCAGGAACAUGACUUCUGUUAUGGAAUUGAUGGUGCGCCGAGUCAAGAGAUUCUUUUUACCACUCGUUGCUUCAAAGGAUUUUCUUAAAUUAGAAGCUGAAGAGAUAUUGACCUUUUUAAAGUCGGAUUAUAUCUGUGUAACAAGUGAAAUUGAGGUUCUAAUGGCUGGCGUAAGAUGGCUAUACGGAGACUGGAAUCUUCGAAAACGCUUUGCUGUAGAUGUGAUGCGGUGCGUGCGCUUCGGCCUCAUCUCGCCCUGGCAACUCGUCGACAUUAAGAGAAACCCGGAGAAUGCUGAGAUAUUGGAAAUUGUGAAUGAUUCAGAAGUUCAACAAAUGGUCGACGAUGGACUGGCAUACGUUAUCAUAAAAUAUUGGUAUGGCAACAAUUCUAAAAACUAUUAUCAUUGGAUUGAUGUUUUGGGUUUAUCUGAGCCAACGGAGAGAAAUUGGAUAGGCGAAGAGAAGAAUCAUGUGACGUACAAGGAGUUUCUGAAAUAUCUGGAACAGUUCAUGGUGCCGAAAAAUCAAAUGUACCAACAGAUGGCUAUGAUGCAGCCUCCAAGGAGGAGUGAAGAUGGGCCUGGUAGUUUUCGAGGAAAGGAUCAAGAUAAAAUGGAUAUGAGAAGACCGAAAUUAGAGUUUCCCUCACCCGCCACUUUGAUGGGAUUUACGGAUAAAGAGAAGUUUCCAGGAAUGAGUGACCUUUUUAAUAGAAAGAUACAAGACGGCAGCAGUCCGUCAAGAUCACCACCGGCAACAAGAUCGCCUCCGCCUAUGGAGAGCAAUGUUCCUACGCAAACCACAUUACACGAGUCCACAAAUAAACCUGAAGCAGAUAGAAAACAGAAGCCAACAAUAGAUACAGGUCAAAUUUAUGAUCCGCCUGAAAAAGAUUCUACGGAAGAAUUACAGUCGACAAACAGCGAUACAAGUGACACGAUUGGAUCCAGCGUAACUGUUAAUGUAAGUGAUAUUACUAUAAUGUGUUCCCGCAGUCCCAUGAAAAACAGCGCGUCGGAACAUAAAGGGGUUUUAGAAUCCGACAUAACCCACGACUCUUUCCCGGGGGACAUCUUACAGGGUUGGGAGGUGGGUACUUAUCCAGCGGAGGAUACAAGGAAGAGCCAAAAGAGACAUAGCGUAGCUGCUUGUUACUUGGCUGCGGCUUUGGCAAGCAAUAGAAGAGAUUCUCAAAACCCUGAACGACGCCCUCAAACAAGCAAUGCAACUCGCCCAGGUGUAACGACACGGCCACUGACAUCCCAAAAUAUAAUAAGUCCUGAAGCUUCUCUAUUCAAUCAGUCAAAGGAAUCGCUUGCUAGAGCUAAUAUGAAUAAAUUGUCAACGUCCAUACUGGGUCCAUCCAAUAAAAAUUAUAUCAUCGAUGGGUCUCUUUUCAAUUGGGAUCGUGAGACUGUCCUAGUGUUCGGCGGGAUCGAUCCACAUACUUCGUAUGGUGUGACAGGCAACACUGGGAAGGAUAUUUACAGUAUAUCAUCUUUCAGAUUUGAUCCAGUAACCAAUGCUUGGGAAUAUGUAGGGGAGUUGCCCGAACCGAGACAUCACCAUUCGGUUGCUUUUUUACGUGGUCGGGUUUUUCUUGUCGGUGGUGCUGACCCUCGCGAAGACGAUUUGCGUGGUAAAUCUGUGGUCGUAUCAACAGUAUGGAGCUAUGAACCGGUCACUAGGUCUUGGUACAGUGAAUCAGGACUUGCAAUACCAAGGAAAAACUUUGGUCUGGUUGUUCAUAAGAUGGCUUUAUAUGCAAUUGGAGGGCAAGAUAAAAAGGGCAGAGUAUUAAGAUCAGUAGAAAAGUUUGAUCCAAAGACGGGAUCCUGGAGUGAGGUGCGUUCGAUGGGAGUAGCGCGGAUGGCAGUGGCAGCGGUCAAAUACAGAGAGUACAUCUGGGUGGCCGGGGGCAUGACUGGCGAGAAGAAGAAACCCGUCUGCAAGAUUGUGGAGUGCUAUAAUUCAAAGACAAAUGAAUGGACGGAAAUUCACAGCCUUCGUUUCCCAAGAUGCUUCGCUACAUUAUUUUCCAUGAAUGACAAAUUGUAUAUAGUAGGAGGAGCUGGGAAAAUAUCAGAUAAGGACAAAACACCAAGUAGUGUUGGAGACAUUGAUGUAUGGGAUUGGAAGGACAGACAGUGGAAGCAAGAAACAGAAAUGUCCAUACCGAGACACGGACACGCCCUCGCGUAUUUGGGCACACAGCUCAUUAUAAUUGGUGGUGUAACAACGAUUUAUAUGCGGGCCCUUAGCAACGUGGAGUCAUUUUGCUGUGAACGUAGGGCCUGGAUACGCGGAGUAGCCUCGUUACCAUCACCUCUGUCUGGUCACGGCGCAGUCACUCUGCCCCCGGCGUCUCUCAUGUGA